This is a messenger RNA of Trichoderma citrinoviride, 1408 nucleotides long. Its product is annotated as SGNH hydrolase. The coding region runs from base 35 to 1408 and encodes 457 amino acids. Lineage: Eukaryota; Fungi; Ascomycota; Sordariomycetes; Hypocreales; Hypocreaceae. The record is from RefSeq and is a predicted model, not a curated record. The transcript is spliced from 4 exons. Gene Ontology annotation, molecular function: triacylglycerol lipase activity. Gene Ontology annotation, biological process: triglyceride catabolic process.
CGCUGCAGCAAGUAGGAGGUCGCCGACGCGGCACAUGCAGCAGCGGCAGCCUAUGAGCUUGUGCGAGCCUAACAAAAAGAGGCGGACAUCCAUCUUAAAUCGCGGCUGGUUGCUGCUGUUGGCGUUGGCUCCGAUCCGCGGCCUUUGCCUGGUUGCGCAGGGCCGUGGAUGGCAGCCGUACGAGCAUCGCUUGGACGAUGAACAGCUGGUAUUAGGGCAGCGUCCUAUAGAAUCAUCCGCAGCCUCUCGACCCCAAGCUCCGUACGCACCGCCCUUCCCCAGCCGACCAGGCAACCGUCCGUCCGGCUUCAUCGCCCUCGGCGACUCGUACUCGGCCGGCAUUGGCACGGGCCUCUUCAACGGCACCGAAGAUGACUGUCGCCAUGGGAUCCACGCCUACCCGAUGCUGGUGCACGACGACCUCAAGCGCAGCCAGGACGGAGGCGAGGGCCCUACCUUUCAGUUCCUCUCCUGCACGGGGUCUACCGUCGGUGAUAUGCUUGCUGGCGCCGAGCAUAGCCAGAUUGAUGAGUUCAACACAACUUCGACGGCCGACUUUGCCCUUCUCUCCAUCGGCGGCAACGACCUGGGCUUCUUCGACAUCAUGAACAGCUGCAUAUUCCGCUUCUACAGCUUCUACUCCGGCACCUGUGAGGCUGCUCUCCGCCGCGCCGACGAGCAAAUGGCUGGCUCGAACUUUGAGCACCGUCUUCGACUCGUCAUCAUGGAGGUUCUCGAUCGCGUCCGCUGGGAGAAGAGGCCUUGGUUCACCAUCACCGUGACCGGAUAUGCGCGCUUCUUCAACGCCGAUACGGACGAGUGCGACGACUACUCGUUUGGCAUGUGGUGGCGCGGCCCGAAGCUGAGUCGCGAGCUUCGCCAGCGCAUGAACGACAUGGUUGUCGAUGUCAACAACAAGAUUCGGCACUCAGUCGAUGCCAUCAACGCCGCCUUUGCUGAGCCCAGGGUUCUCUUUGUCGACUACGACGACGCCUUUGAGGGGCAUCGCUUCUGCGAACCAGGCGUUGUCGAGCCCGACUACGCGAGGAAUGAGACCUGGUUCUUCCUUGUCGGCGGCCUGGACAACUACCCCGAGACGGAGAAGCCGGUGCUCGGGGCAGACGGCGCCCUGCUGCCCCCGGACUCUCCACUGAUCGACCCGGAAACCUGCCUCGAGCCGGCGCAGAAGUCCGGGGACUGGGGAAUGCUGGCCUUGUGCAUGAUGGCCAUGGCCGCUGAGAAAGAACCCAUGCUGCGAAUGGCGGACGGGCGGGUUGUGGCGGAGAACUCGAUGUGGUAUGUGCCUACAUACUACGGCAAGACUUUUCAUCCGCGGAGUCGCGGCCACAUGGCAAUGAGAGACCGGAUCUACAAGGCAUGGCGCGAAAUGCGCGUCCCGACGAUUUGA